Messenger RNA from Gopherus evgoodei (Goodes thornscrub tortoise), 3647 nucleotides. It is a transcript of the gene EVA1B, whose product is annotated as eva-1 homolog B. NCBI's taxonomy places the organism in Eukaryota, Metazoa, Chordata, Testudines, Testudinidae. The transcript is spliced from 3 exons. The record is from RefSeq and is a predicted model, not a curated record. Bases 2334 to 2810 code for a protein of 158 amino acids.
AGCCCCACCAACAGCCGCCUGCUCGGCCUCCCUUUUGGUCGCUCUGACUCUGGCCUCAGUCCUUUGCAAAGGAAGCUGCAGGGGCUAGAAAAGGCAUUUGGGAGGGAGCCUUCCUGUCCCAGCGUAGGGGGGAGGCAUGGCCCCCAGCGGGUCAGAGCUGGGGCCAGGUGACGCGCCAGCUCAGGACAUGGCCUCCUCUAUCCUAGCGACUGCCCCAGGCCACUCACCUACAGCAUCACAGGCCCCCAUCUUCAGUCUGCGUCCGUCUGCACACGCGCUCCCUCCCUGGGCAGGGGCAUGGCAGUGGGAAGGCCUGGGCAUGCCCCUGACCCAUCCCAUGCUCCAUGCUCUGGGCCAUGAUAUGGGGAUCUUCCCACUAUGAGAAGGUGUCACAUUUCGGGGUACUCCUGUGCGCUGCCCACACCCUGCCUGGCCGGCUGGAUUCCCCAGCCUGGCACUCCCUCCUAUGGCCCCCAGCCCCCAGUGCAAUGAGAUACAAGAAACAGGCCCUUCCUUGGGCCGUGACAAGGAGAAGAGCCAGGAACCAGAAUUCCCCAAAGACAUUGGUACCCAGGGAGCCUGGGUGCCCCGAAUGCUGCCUGCUUUGCUUUUCACCGCCUGGUAUCAAAGGGCGCAGGGGGGAGGCUGGUGCCCAGCUCUAGGGGGCAGGAGGGAAGGUCUUGCCUCUGCCCUGACACUGCACCCAGCAUGGUUCUCCCUUACCAUGGACAUCUAGCCCCCUGUGCCCUGUAUCAGCCUGGCUUCCCCUGCCCUGCAGUCCUUCCUGCAUUGCACACUCCAACUCAGUGUCAAUCAUUAACCAGGCGCUGCUCCUCCUUGGUGGGGCCCCUGCGGCAGGCCCAUGCUGGACGAGCUGUUUGCCAGCAGGGCUUGGCCUGGGUGCACAGGAGUGUGGGCUUUGGGGAGUCCUGCAGCAGGAUUGGCUCCAAAUCUAGGGAACCCCUUGCAGCUGCUGGGAUUGAACUAGACUUCACAUCCCACCCCAGGGGCAUCGAAUGCGUCAGGGACCCAGGUUGGGGUUUCCAAAAGCACCUUGGUCACCUUGGAGCACCCACUGCAAGGGCCUGCCAAGUGCACGCCUCAGUCACCGCGGCUGCUGGAACCCUUCCAGAGACUCCAAGGGGCUCACUGCCCCACUGAGCUCCUGUGGGGCCAGAGGCAGGUUCCCCAUUGCGGGUCGGGGUUCCCUGGGGGCUCUCAGAGCCCUGCCCCAUGCCAGGGCUGUUGUGCGUUUGGAGGGGCCCAGCUGCCUGCAGGGAGCGCUAGGAAUGGCCUGUCCAGGGACAAUUCUGCUGAUGUGUCACAUAUUUGCUGCUUUUUUUUCCUCAUUCCUCCCUGUGUAGAGACGUUUCUGGGAAAUCAGCUCACCCCUGCCAGCGCCCGAGUGCAGGGAGAGUCACGGGAGCUCUGGGGGCGUCUCCUACCCACGCUCCUUCCAAUCCACCCCGACUCUUUCCCCCACGCGUCAGACCGCACCAGUUCUCGGUGCAAAACCUUGUCCUGGCCGCAGACUGGCCUGCGGUUUCAGAGGGUGGGGAGGGUUACAUGCUACUCUGGGCCAUGCCUGGGGGGGGUCACGUUGGGGAGAUUGGGCCAUGCCUGGGGCCCCGUGCUGGGUGCAUUUGGGAUGUGUUUGAGCCGCGUUCCAAGGGAGCCUGAGAUGGAAAUUGAGCAAAUACCUCAGCCUGGCCUGAGCAUUUCUUUGAGGUUUUUAGGCUCUUUGACCAGUGCUGGGCCCCAGGGGUCCCUUGUGCUCCCCAACACGGUGCCAGGGGAUUAGCUCCUCCCUGCUGUGACUCCCCUACCUCCGAAAGGCCCUGGGGAUCCAUGGGGCAGUUUGAGGAGCAGAGGGACAGAGGGUUCAUAGGGGCCCAGCGCCCCCUUUUCCCAUUGCCUUUAAAUCUCCCCCUGUGGAGCUUCCUGCCAAGGGGGAGGGGAGGGGAGGGGACGGCCAGGGGACGGGCAGGCUUGCCCUCCCCCCCACUCUCCGACAGCGAUUUUUCCUGUGAGCGCUGCAGCCUGGAGUCUAACAAUUAUUGCCUGUGCUCACAUCUGGAAGGAAGUGAGCGGCUCUUUCCACUGGCCGCCUGCACCAGGGGGGACUGGCAGCCAGCUCCUGUCCCGCCCCAGCUGCAGAGGGCCCGGGGAACUCCAGAUCCAGAACGGGGCUGCUCCAGAGCCUGCGCCUGCGGACGGACAUGGGGGGAGCCGGGAGCCCCAGAGCUGCAAGGCCCCUGCUGUGAAGGUGGCAGCACAAGGGGUGCCGCGAGCACGUCGCCCUUUGGCCUGGCGAGAGCCCCAGUGUUGCCACCAUGGAGACACGCAAGCGUGAGAUGGAGCUACUGAGCAACAGCAUGGCCGCCUACGCCCACAUCCGAGACAAUCCUGAGAGCUUUGGCCUCUAUUUUGUCCUGGGCGUCUGCUUCGGCCUGGUGUUAACCCUCUGCUUGCUGGUGAUCCGCAUCUCCUGCCAGCCACGCACCCGCAGCCUCCCUGCCAAGCCCAGGAGGAGCCUGCGGGAUGUCAGCGAGGAAGACGAGGAGGAGGAGGAGGAGGAGGACACGGUUGACAACGUGGCGACGGAGUCCCCGCUGCCCAUCACCGAGAUCCCCCUGGAGAACCACAGCCCGGCAGAUGGCACCUUGACUGUCAACGUCUUUGCCUCGGCGGAGGAGCUAGAGCGGGCGCAGCGGCUGGAGGAACGGGAGCGCAUCAUCCGGGAGAUCUGGCGCAACGGCCAGCCGGACAUCCUGGGCACGGGCACCGUGGGCAGAGUGCACUACUACUAACUGCGGGCACGGGGCCUGGCUGCCCAGCUCCCUGAGCUGGACUGUGAUGGCAGCCCCCCAGCCACAUGGGGCUCUGGUAGGAGGGAGGGCCCACUGCACGCGCUGCUCUUAGGCACUCCCAGAAAGGGUGCCCGUGAGUCUGGAGAUGUUCCCCAGCCCUUUGCACAGCCGUGGGCAUUGUGACUGUGUGCGAGCUGGGCGGGGCUUGGCCCCCUGAAAUGCCCCGUUAGCCGGCAGAAGCUGCACAUGGUGUUUGUUACCGGUGGAGCGAAUGGAGCCAAGCUCUGCCGAGCACCAAGCUCCCUGAGGAGCUGCUCUCGUUAACUGACUGCUCAGGGCCCCUCUCACUGCUGGUGAUGGGGAUCCCCACGCUCUUCCUGCAGGAGCUCCCUGCCCCCUCCAGAUCAGGGACACCACGCAGGUCCUGCCAGGCUGUCUUCCCACCCUCAGUGAACCAAGUGCAUAAGACUGCAGCAAGGAGAGAACUGAGUGCCCGGCCAGCCCAGCGCCUGGAAGGGUCCUGCUGGGGCAUGGAUGAACUGGGAUGCAUGGAUGGAAACUCCCAGAACUGGCCACCAUAGGUGGCUUUGUCCCUUCCUCUGAAACACUUGGUACUGGCUGGUGUUGGAGGGACAAUGCCAGGCUAACGGGUCACUCCCGAGCCAGGCCCCCACAUACUGCCAAGUGCUAGGUAAGGUAGAGCUUAGAGGCUAGCGGCAGCGCGAUAGUUACUGGGCAGUUAGCAGUAGUUCCUGGGGUGCUCAUGUCACAGAGUGUGGGGGAGUCAGAGCCCUGCACCCCCAGCGUCCUGUGAUCCACUGUGACUCUCAGCCAGCC